AUGGCGGCUGCGGCGUGUGGCGUGGGUUUGGCUCUGAUGUCCUGCCAGGCCCAGCGAGUCGUGUUUCUGUGGAUUGUGGUGUUGAUAACAGCGAUCGGGGCGGACUCCUCCGUUUCAGGUCCUCACCAAUCUACACCUGCGGAGACGCAUAGCCAGACCAACCAACCUGUGGAGGAGCGCGCCACUACAUUCCUACAGAACUCCAGACCACAGAGAGUCACGCAGCGCGAGGGUUCUGUGACGGUACCGCCACCGGAGCGCAGCCCACCUUUGGCUUCUCCACUGCCUCUGAGCAACGCAACAACAUUCCGCCACCGAGUCAGGAUACUUCGACAACAAGGCCGCGUGCUCCUGUCCCCAUGA
Molecule: messenger RNA, 363 nt
Organism: Knipowitschia caucasica
Lineage: Eukaryota; Metazoa; Chordata; Actinopteri; Gobiiformes; Gobiidae
Source: the annotation of a GenBank genome assembly